This is a messenger RNA of Styela clava, 1825 nucleotides long. RefSeq lists its product as uncharacterized. The record is from RefSeq and is a predicted model, not a curated record. Lineage: Eukaryota; Metazoa; Chordata; Ascidiacea; Stolidobranchia; Styelidae. Gene Ontology annotation, molecular function: protein binding; ubiquitin-protein transferase activity. Gene Ontology annotation, biological process: protein K6-linked ubiquitination. Gene Ontology annotation, cellular component: BRCA1-BARD1 complex; BRCA1-A complex.
CAGAGUAGAUUAAUUGGUCAAACUGCACCGAGGCGGACAGUAAGAAGUUACUGAAAUCGAUUGGAAUCAGCGCGUCUGGCAAGUUUGUUUGAAGCUACAUUCAAUAGUUAUAUUGUAGUAUAGACAGCUUAUAUAAUGCAGAGAGUAAACAAGCUUAACCCCAAAGUUGAGGCUCUCAAAAGAGCUUCGAGUCCUUGCAGAAAAAUUUCUGAUCCAGACAAAAGGAAAACAUCAAGAGUUCAUCUUGGACGAGUACAACAUAUGCCGAACUGCUUAGUAGCAGACGAGCCCAAUCCAGACUGUCCUAUCACCACCUAUGAGUUCCUCUCAGCUGCAGCAGCGGGAGCAAUGAAAACUGCUACGAAAUAUCUCGAUGAUGGCGGAAGCAUAUUUGCUACGGAUGAGUGUGGAAGAACCGCACUGGACAGAAGUGCGCUCUACUCUCAACCAGAAAUGACGGAAUUUCUACUCAAACGUGGAGCUAAACCAAAUGUUGCUGACAAGCUGGGUGGAACUUCUUUACAUUGGGGUUGUCGAUCCGGAAAUGUUGAUAUCGUUACCAUCUUACUGAAUCAUGGAGCGAAAGUAAAUCAGAAGGACAAUCUACUCAACACUCCACUGCACGUGGCAACUAGAGUCGGGUUCGAGGAAGGAGUCCAUCAUCUUCUAGAAUGUGGAGCCAAAAUUAACGAGCAGGACACUGAAGGAGAUACAGCUGUUCAUGAUGCAGUCAGGAUGGGACGACAUGCUAUCGUCAAGGAUUUGAUCAUUCAUGGUGCAGAUCUGGAGAUUAAAAAUAAGACUGGAAAAACUGCUAAAGACAUGGUCCAAACUUGGUACAAAGAAACAAGAAUGGCCCUGGAAAAGAUGAAAGCGGAAGAAAAACAAAACUCCCAAACGAACGAAUUGCCAUCUACGGAAUAGGAUAAAACAUUUUUGGAAAAUACUUAAAUUGUCCGUUCAACUGUAAAACAUUUCACAGCCCGACAGAUUCAUAGAAAAGUAUUCUUUGAAAUGAUUGUUGUAUGUGAAUGAAUUACCGGUUGAAGAAUACCAGUAUUGGAAACUAAAAAUUAGUACGGUCGCUGAAGAUAUUGUUUAUCGCCAAUUUAUUCAUAAUACAUUUUCCCACUAAGUUUUUUUGUAAAAAUGUUGUUUUCUCAUUCCCGAAGACAAACAGGUUUUCUGUAUAUCGUUAAGGGCGGUUUGCUGGUAGCUGGAUUUAUUAUAUUUAUAUCAGUUUAGUACAAUGACAAAUUUGAUAGCAAUUAAUUUUUUGAAUGCAUACAUUGGGCAAUAUUAUAAAAUGUUUACACUAAGACCUUCCUUUUCUCUUUCGGAUUUUGAUAUUUAUAUUGGAUAUAUUAUAGCCCAUGAGUAGAUAGAUUUAAUUAAAUGUCAUACCACCUCAUCCAUGCUCAACUAUAAUAGAUGCAUGAAUUUUUAUACUAUAUGUAUUUGCCUGCUUCCGUGUGGUUCAGAAUCAGAUUUCAAUGGAGUUUGGAAAAAUGACAUAUGUUAUUGCUUGGGUGACAUCCAAUCGACGUUUAGUUACCAGUUAAUCUUCAGUUUCUGUUAUUUAACUUAUAAUGUGAAUAUUUCAUCAGAAAAAUUAUGAAUUGAAUUGUGCGAGAAUGGAAUAUCAAACUUGAAUCGACAAGUUUCGAUUCUUAACCGAGGGUGUAUUCUUCUUUUUAUUAAGACUGGAAUAGUUUAAUUGUAAAUUGAAAACAAUAGUGUGUUGAACUGAUUUCAUUUAAAGAUAAAUUUCGAACUGAAUGUAUGUUCUAUAUUUCACUUACAAUAAAUAAAUGAUAUUUUAAAA